This is a messenger RNA of Brassica oleracea var. oleracea, 3237 nucleotides long. RefSeq lists its product as uncharacterized. The record is from RefSeq and is a predicted model, not a curated record. NCBI's taxonomy places the organism in Eukaryota, Viridiplantae, Streptophyta, Magnoliopsida, Brassicales, Brassicaceae. The transcript is spliced from 12 exons. The coding region runs from base 31 to 3129 and encodes 1032 amino acids.
UUCAUUUCUCUUCUUCAAACCUCAAAAGAAAUGGAGUUGUUCUCCAAAGGCAACGCCGUUAAGUUACUGAGCCAUCAUAAUAUGUUUUUACUCGCGGACAAGGACCAAAAAACCAUCCGUCAAAGCCGUAAACGAUGUUCACGGCUAGCCAUUUGGACGGUGGAGACCGUCAUUGGCAAACCGAAGCUGAUCAGACUAAGAAGCUGCCACGGCACGUACUUAACGGCUAGCAGUAAACCGUUCCUAUUAGGUACGACCGGCGAGAGAGUGACUCAAACGCAGUCGUUUAACAACCCUAUGGAUUGCCAAACGCAUUGGGAACCGGAGGGAUAUGGGGCUUCGGUGAAGCUGAAAUCGUGGUGCGGGAAAUGGAUGAGGGCUAACGGGGGAGCGCCGCCGUGGAGAAAGUCAGUUACUCACGACGAGCCUCCUAUGUCGAAGACCAAGAACUGGUUGCUUUGGUAUGUUAUUACCGUUGAUGGCUUUGAUCUUGAAAACGUGUCUGAUGGAUUUAAGAGCUCUCUUUCUUCUCCGCUUUCCCCACAUCUCCCCGGUUUGGGUUUCUGGUCAGCGCCUGGGUCACCCGUUUCCGGCAGGCCAAAGAAGAGUUUAGGUCGGUUCGCUUCUUUGGGUUUACGUUCAACGUCUCCGAGAUGGUCCCCAAAACUUAACAUGAAACAAAAAGAGAAGACGUGUAGCUUCGAUGAAACGGAAACAGUAUCAGCAGUGGAGUUUUUCCGGAAAGCAAAAGCUGUUCGAAUGUGUAGCAGUCACAACAAGUAUCUAACCGCGGAUGAAAACGAAGAAACGGUGUCUCAAGGUAAAAACGGAUCAACAGAAAAUGCUCAAUGGACCGUUGAACUGGUUAGCCAUUCCUAUCAUGUCAUCCGUCUUAAAAGCUGUUACGGCAAAUACUUAACCGCUUCGAAUGAGCGGUUCAUUCUCGGAGUUACGGGGAAGAAGGUGAUGCAGUUAAAGCCGAGUCGGCUCGAUUCGUCUGUUGAGUGGGAACCAGUGAGAGAAGGGUCUAAAAUCUUGCUCAAGACUACAUAUGGUAACUACCUCCGAGCUAACGAUGGACCUCCUCCGAGGAGAAAAUCCGUCACACAUGAUAAUCCUCGCUCGGCUACUCUGGAGUCGAUCUCGUGGGAGGUUGAUGUUGUUGAGAUCUUGAUUAAUCCUCAACUCAUGGAGGAGAUGGAGUUUACUCCGUCGCCAAGGAAGUCAGUGACUCCAGCGCCGCAUAGGAAACCAUCAAAUUUUCGGCUGUCAGUUUCACAUUCCAUGACUCCGUCUUCUUUCUCAUACAUAUCUAAUUCAGAAUCUGAUGAGUCUCCAUCGAAAGUGGAUGGGCGAGUUAUCAAUUAUCAUAUUAAUCCUUUGUCCAAAGCAGCCGAGAUGAAGUAUACUCCGUCAUCAAAGAAGACACUUCCUUCGCCGCCACAUAGAAAGCCAUCUUGGAAUCCGUUUUCUCUUUCAGAUAAAUCUGAUUCAGAUUCUGAUGAGUCUCUACCGAAAUCGAAUGAGCUAACAAAUAAUUAUCAUAUUGAUCAUCCAAAGUCUACUCCGUCUUCUAAGAGGACCAUGCAUCCGACACCGCAUAGGAAGCUGUCGAAUUCUUUACAUUCGAAGACUCUGUCUUCCCUAUUAAACAUACCAGAAUCAGAUUUUGAGUCUCCAUCGAAAUCGGAUGGGCGAACCCUCGAUUAUAAAGCGGAGAAGAAGUUUAUUUCGUCAUCUAAGAAGAUGCUGCACCCGACACCACAUAAGAUGCCGUCCAAUUUUACGCAUUCGAAGACUUUGUCUUCUGUUUCAGACAAAUCAGAUUCAGAUUGUGAUGAGUCUCCAUCAAAGUCGGAUGGGCGAGCUAUCAAUUAUCAUAUUAAUCCUCCGUUCAAGGCGGCAAUGAAGUAUACUCUAUCAUCAAAGAAGAUGUUGUAUCAACCACCAAAUAGGAAGCUGUCGAAUUCUUCACAUUCGAAGACGCCAUCUUCUCUUUCAGACAUAUCAGAUUCAAAUUUUGAUGAGUCUUCAUCGAAACCGGAUGAGCGAACUAUCGAUUAUCAUAUUAAUAAACCAUCCAAGGCAGAGAUGAAAUCGAAGAAGAUGUCGCCGCAUAGGAGGCCAUCAAAUUCUUCUCAUUCGAAGACUCCGUCUUUUGUUUUUGAUAGAUCAGAGUCAGAUUCUGAUGAGUCUCCAUCAAAGUCGGAUGAGCAAACCAACGUUUAUCAUAUCAAUCCUUCAUUCAAGACAGAAUUCAAGUCUACUCCAUCUUCAAAGAAAAUGUUGCAUUCGCCUUCUCACUCGAAGCCGUCAAAUUCUCUUCAUCCGAAGACUCCGUCUUCCCUUUCAGACAUAUCAGAUUCAACUUCUGAUGAGUCUCCAUCGCACUCGGAUGAGAUAGGUUAUCAUAUUAAUCAUUCAUUCAAGUUUGAGAUGAUCAAGUCUACUUCAUCUUCAAAGAAGCCAUCCAAUUCUCAUCAUUCGAAGACGUCUUCUUUUUUUGACAGAUCAGAUUCAGAUUCUGAUGAGUCUCCAUCGAAUUCUACUCUACCGUCGAAGAAAACACUGCAUCCACCACCAUAUAAGAAACCGUCAAAUUCUCUUCAUUCGAAGACUCCGUCUUCUCUUUCAGACAAAUCAGACUCAGAGUCUGAUGAGUCUCCAUCAAAACUGGAUGUACAAACUGUCGAUUAUCAUAUUAAUCCUCCAUUCAAAGUGGCGAUGAAGUCUAGUAUGUCGUCAAAGAAAAUACUGCAUCCGCCGCUGCAUAAAAAGCCGGCGUCAGUUUGGACUCCAUGUUCUCUUUCAGACCAAUCUGAUGGAAAUUCUGUUGAAUCUCCUUUAAAACCGAAUGGGCGAACUAUCUAUUAUAGUAUCGCUGAUGAAAGACGCAUGGAAAACAAAUCAACUGCUGGAUAUUUUUUCACAUUUAGAGGAAACAGUGUGGCAGAGCUGACUCAGACGCUACGAGAAGAAACAUGCUUGGAAGAUGUUGUGGUGUGCACUCGCAACCCCUUAAGUGGCAAGCUGUCUCCUCUUCGUUUGCAACUUCCUCCUAACAAUGGAAUACUCCAUCUCGUCUUACUACCCUCCAGUGGAAGUCUCUAUGAGAGACGUGAGAAUUAAUUUUAACUUGAAGCUCUCAUAUAUAGAGUUAUUGAACCUUUGGCUUGUUCGUUUUUUGUUAAAUAUCCACCAUUGGCAAAUGAAUGACUGGCUUUUUGUGUGGUGAAG